Molecule: messenger RNA, 1389 nt
Organism: Fusarium sp. VM40
Lineage: Eukaryota; Fungi; Ascomycota; Sordariomycetes; Hypocreales; Nectriaceae
Source: the annotation of a GenBank genome assembly
AUGUCUGCUAUUGAGCGCAUCACUCUCAACAUAUUCAACCCCCAAGCUGGGGAGCAGGACAGCCUGCUCACUCUUGAGAUCUUCCCCGACAUGACCUUGGCUACCCUCCGAGAAUCCAUCCAAGCAGAAUCAACCAUUCCUCCGACCUCGCAACAUAUCUACCACAACGGUCGCCUAAUCUCGGAUGAUGCGCAGACGAUGGAGCAGCUGCAGAUUGCAGACGGAGAGAUGCUGGCGUUGCACGUCAGAGAUAUGCGAGGCAGCACUGGUGUCCCGGAGCAGGCUCGACGUCCCCAACCUCGAAGACGGGCUGGAAACGAGCAGGACCCUGAACUCAUUCGUCUCCAGAUUCUCGGCCAGCCUGCGCUGAGACAGCAGUUACAGUCACAACAUCCCGAGCUGGCUUCUGCAGUUGACGACCCUGCUCGUUUCGCACAAAUUUUCCUUGACAGUCAGAACCGGGAGCAACGUGAGCGCCAGGAACGACAACGGGAAAUCGAGAGACUAAACGACGACCCAUUCAACAUCGAGAACCAAAGGAAGAUUGAAGAGAUGAUCCGUCAAGAGCGGGUCAUGGAGAACUUGCAAAAUGCUAUGGAGCACAAUCCUGAAGUCUUUGGAAGAGUUCACAUGCUUUACGUUGACGUGGAAGUCAAUGGGCACCCGGUCAAGGCUUUCGUAGACUCCGGUGCUCAAGCCACCAUUAUGUCUCCUGCUUGUGCCGAGGCGUGCGGAAUUAUGAGGCUCGUUGAUACACGCUUUGCCGGUGUUGCUCGUGGUGUUGGAACGGCAAACAUCAUCGGCCGUGUUCAUUCUGCACAAAUUAAAAUCGGAAAUCUGUUCUUGCCUUGCAGUUUUACUGUCAUGGAGGGAAAAUCGGUGGAUCUCUUGCUUGGUCUUGAUAUGCUGAAGCGAUACCAAGCAACCAUUGAUCUGGCCAAGGACAAGCUCAUCAUUCAAGGUGAAGAGGUUCCUUUCUUGGGAGAGGCUGAAAUUCCCAAGGACGAAGAGGCAGCGGUUGUACAGGAGCCGACAUUGCCUGGUCCUGAUGGAACAACAAUUGGACAACGCUCUGGAGCCGUCGUGCCUCCUGGCCAACAGCAACAACAGCCUCCAAACACCCUGGCACAGUCCGCACCGUCCGCACCAGCCCCGUCCGCACCAGCCCCGUCCGCACCAGCCCCGUCCGCACCAGCCCCGUCUGCACCAGCCCCAGCUGCUGCACCUCAUGCUGCGCCUCAGGCCCAACCUAGUGCCCCAAGGACAGACAUCUCACCACAGGCUAUUGAGAGUCUUGUCUCGAUGGGCGCUACCAGAGAGCAGGCUAUCCAGGCACUUCAAGCUGCAGACGGCAACCCGGAUGUUGCCGCAAGUUUGAUAUUCUUCUAA